AUGGCCAUCAAGCAGAGGCCGGACGAGUCCCUGAAGAAUUUCAUGACUCGCUUCAACACAGAGAGUCUGCAGAUCAGGGACAAGGAUGAAAAGGUGGUCAUGGCUGCCUUCAUGAAUGGGAUAAGAGUAGAGGAGCUUUACUACAAGCUUGUCAAACAGCCCCCCAAGAAUCUGGGAGAGCUCUUGACCCGGGCUCACGCCGCCGCUAACGCAGAGGAGGCCGGCCGCCUGAAACCAGAGUCAGAUCGGGAACUCGGGGACCGGAGAGGAUGGGGAAACCCCCCUGAAACCAAGGACGAUCAAGCCCGGAAGAACGUCUUCGAUCGCCUCUCUAAGGAUAAAACCCCCGCUCAACCGCCGCUCCUGGAAAAAGUGUAUACCCCCCUGACUCGGCUAAGGGCACAGAUCCUGGCUGUGAUGGAGGCGGAGGGUCUCGGAGGACGGCCGCCCAAGAUGGGGGCGCCCCGGAAUAAAAGGAACCAGGACCGGUACUGUGCCUUCCACCGUGAUGUAGGGCAUGAUACGGAGGGAUGCUGGACCCUGCAGAAGGAGAUCGAAGACCUGAUCCAGCGCGGUUUCUUGGGGCGGUUUGCGCAAUCAGGACGGCCGGGCCAGGAGACCGGACGUACCUACCGUGGAGAGAGGGGUGGAGAAGGCUACCGCCGCGACCGACCUUAG
Molecule: messenger RNA, 678 nt
Organism: Coffea arabica (coffee)
Lineage: Eukaryota; Viridiplantae; Streptophyta; Magnoliopsida; Gentianales; Rubiaceae
Source: RefSeq, a predicted model, not a curated record